Cynara cardunculus var. scolymus (artichoke) is the source of this 1398-nucleotide messenger RNA. RefSeq lists its product as uncharacterized. The transcript has 11 exons. The coding region runs from base 35 to 1081 and encodes 348 amino acids. The record is from RefSeq and is a predicted model, not a curated record. Lineage: Eukaryota; Viridiplantae; Streptophyta; Magnoliopsida; Asterales; Asteraceae.
CCGUAGAGCAAGAGGUGUUGCAGUUGCAGUGGCAAUGGCAAUGGCAAUGGCGAUGAAGCUACGUUUCCUCCCCAGCUAUGAGCAUCGUUUUAUGAGUACACCACCACCAUCAUCAAAACCAUGGUGUUUUUCUCCGACGAAGUUAAUGAUCAAAAUCAAAAGUCAAACUCAGAGCUUACAAUUCAAAGCUUCAUCCAAGAAAAACCGACGUCCGGAGAACGUCGAUGGAGAGUUCUUCGUUGAUCAUACAUGCAUUGAUUGUGAUACCUGUCGAUGGAUGGCCCCGGAAGUUUUCACUCGUGUUGAUGGCAUGUCUGUUGUUUCAAAGCAGCCAAGUUGUCAAGAUGAACACCUUAAGGCUCUUCAGGCUUUACUUUCAUGUCCAACGAGCUCAAUUCAUACGGAGAAACCUGCUCACAAUAUUUUAGAAGUUCAAAAAACAUUUCCGAUACCCAUUGAUGUGGAGAGAAUUCCGGGGGUGUAUCAUUGUGGUUAUCACUCAGAGAAAUCAUAUGGAGCAGCAUCCUAUUUGAUUGUUCAUCCUGAAGGGAACAUUCUUAUUGACAGUCCUAGGUACACAGAAAGGCUGGCUUGCAACAUCGAGAAUAUGGGUGGAGCUCGAUACAUGUUUCUCACACACAGGGAUGAUGUUGCAGAUCACCAAAAGUGGUCAGAGCGGUUAAGUUGUGAAAGAAUUCUUCACUCCACUGAAGUAGAAGCUUCGACCAACAAUGUAGAGACAAAGCUGAACGGAUGUGGACCAUGGAGUCUUAAUGAUGAUAUUCAGAUUAUACAUACCCCAGGCCACACAGAAGGGUCGGUCUGCUUGCUUUACAAGCCCUUAAAAGUGCUUUUCACGGGAGAUCAUCUGGCAAUUGGGGAAUCUGGGCUGGACAUUUUUGUGCAGUACAAUUUUUGUUCAGUGUCUCAACAGUUGGAUAGUGUCGCUAUGUUGCUUGAGCUGGAGUUCGAGUGGAUGAUACCAGGCCAUGGAAGGAAAGCUGUAUACAAGGAUGUUGAAGAGAAGAACUCCAGCAUAAAAGCUUUCUUGGCUGCUAAGCAGCAUACUGGUUAUUUCUAGUGUCUUCAAGAGAUCAAGGAGGCCAUGGGAUGAAAUAAUUAUAUUCCCUUUGAUAUAAUAAUAAACCAUACAAAACAUAUUCGGUAACUCCCACUCGAAAGUAAGAUUUGAAAGAAGAUAUACGCAGAAAUUUCCUUGAUAUUGAUAUGGUAAGUAAAAGGAUUUUAAAGUCUAAGGGGUUGUUUACCGAACGCGUUCUAGAUUAGAGUUUACAGGCGGGAGUCACAACCCUUCUUAUUUUAUCAGGUAACAUUCUCAGCUAUCAAAAUAGAUAUUGGUAAACAUCAAGCCCUUAUAGGGUAAGAGUCAUUUCCCUC